Leishmania mexicana MHOM/GT/2001/U1103 is the source of this 1992-nucleotide messenger RNA. RefSeq lists its product as hypothetical. The transcript has a single exon. Bases 1 to 1992 code for a protein of 663 amino acids. The record is from RefSeq and is a predicted model, not a curated record. Lineage: Eukaryota; Euglenozoa; Kinetoplastea; Trypanosomatida; Trypanosomatidae.
AUGAACCUUCAACCAUUUCGAAUCGUGCAGCCGCUCUCCCGCGUCCUUCAUCGCACCAUGCAUCAACUGCUGUGUGAGCCGCAGCAGACCUUGCCGCCCGCCGUGACCGACGCGCUUAUCACGUACUCCCUCUACGAGCAGGUGCCACACGCGGAGCUGCUGAAGACCCUCCUGAAUGGGUUGAAGCGGGCCCAGCAUGGGGAUGCCGUGCUGAGCAGCGACAAUCUUUUUCUGCCCUUGAAAGCGGUGCGGCGCGCACUCGCCGGUGUGCAGCAGUUCCCCCUCACCACCGUUGAGCUGACAACGUUAAAGCGUGACGUGGAGGUGGGUGUGGUGCGCGACAUCACGCGGCUGUCCACAGACGACCUCUCCUCUACCGAUGUGGGGCUGCUCUGGGGAUGCGCCACGCAGUGUUCCCAGUGGGACUGCGUGGAGGAGCUUCUCCGGCACUUCCCGCUGUCGCGCACGCUCAACUUGCAGAGCGCGAGCGAGUACCGGGACCUGCUGAUCGGAGUGUGCACGCCGCAGUUUGUGUCGCAGGCCCAUCUGUGCAGCAAUGAUGGCGAAGACGGGAGCGCUGCGGCGCCUGCGGAGAAGGGCAGUGCGGCCCCUACUGUACGCCAUGCUGAGGCGUUCAUACAGCACAUUCUCGGUCUUGAGACGGUAUGGCAGCGAUGUCGCGAGGCCCUGGAGGCAAGCUCGCUGCCGCUCCUCAUGAGUGGCGGCUCGUUGGCAGACUCGGCUGCGCUGGAAGAGCGAGACAUGCACGCCAUCGCGUGCGUCAUGUGCGCUGCCACGCUCGAGAUGCAGUGUGACAUGCCGGCUGACUCGGCCCUCGCCUUUCCGUUCUCCGUGGCUGAGUGGGCGCAGUAUGUCGGUGGUGGGGACAGCAGUGCAACUGGCAGUAGCGGUACUCAGUGCGUGCGGCCGAACACGAUUGGGGGGCUGUCGCUUCCUGUGUGGUACCGCCGGAUGGUCGCCCUGCAUCAGCGCUCCGUCCCAGACUUUGUGCGCGCCUCCUUCGCGACUGCCGUGGCGAACGACCUGCUGCGGCUGUACCAGCGCAUCGAUACGGAGUCGUUGGAGACCUUCUUCUUGACGUUCCUGCCGCUGGUGAUCGCCGCGGCGCCGCGUAUGGACUGCAGGGCAGCUUUGCGCGAUUAUCACAACGACGUAAUGUCGAAACUCUUCUGGACGAUGCCCUCUGCCUCCUCUGCCGCCAGCGGUGGCGACGAUCGCGCUGCGGCAACGGGGCGGCGCGACAAGUGGAUGGCCAACGAUGCCUCAGCUUUGGCGACACCAGCGCCUGAGACGACGGCCGCUUCCUUUGCGCUCUCUGCUGAUAUGGCCAUGCGAGUGAUGUUGGCGGAGGUUUGCAUCCAGGAAAAGGGGAAGCCGCUGCCGGAGGCCCACGUGCCGGCAAUGGAGUCGAUGCUGCGCACCGUGGUGAACCAUCUCCGCCGUCACCUACGGUGCGAGCCGCGGUCUCGGGUGGUGCCGCAGUGUAGCGUCACUGCCUCCAGACCUCCAGCGUCGCUGUGGAAAGCAUGGAAUUCGCACCGCACCUCGCUGCUGGCGAUUGUGCUCAGCGAGGUGCAGGAACGCAUGUCCGGCAGUGCUGGGCAGGGGUCGGCGUCGACAGUCAUGGACCUCGCUGGGCAAGGCCUCCAGCUGCUCCGCCCGCUCAUAUCAAUGGAGGUAAUAGACGAACGCGGAACGGCGCGGAUGGUGACUAACCUCCUGUCUUUUGGCAAAGGUGCGGCGCUCGAGAUCGGUGGUGCCGCGUACGAGGCAGAGCUGCAGUCGUUUGCGCUGAAGCACGUGCAAGACGGCUUUGCGCGCACCGACGUGGCGACCAUGGUGCAAGCCAUGGAGAAGCACAUGAGCCACGGCCCCAACAACGGCGGUGCUGGGGGAGAUGCAAAGAUGCUGUGCGCCUUGGAGGGACUAAAGGCGGCUGAGCUGAUGUUACCGUUGCGAUCGUGGUCAUAG